Rubroshorea leprosula is the source of this 714-nucleotide messenger RNA. The record is from the annotation of a GenBank genome assembly. Lineage: Eukaryota; Viridiplantae; Streptophyta; Magnoliopsida; Malvales; Dipterocarpaceae.
UGAUACAAACAGAUAUAAGUCACUUACUAAGCAUUCUGUUUGCCCAUCCCCUGUGUUUUUGCUCUGUUUUUCUCUUCCUCUGUUUCUUCACUCCCCGUUUGAGGUACACUUUUGCCAACACUUCUUUCUUCUUCUUUGUUCUCUCUAUUUCAUUUUCUACCUUAUACAGAGGAGGAACCUGAGUAAUUCAGCAUGCAGAGGUUUCUUCAACAAAGGGGAGUUAAGGAGGUAAAUAGAAGUUGCGUAGAUUGUCACACAACGAGAACACCCUUAUGGAGAGGUGGUCCAGCCGGACCCAAGUCACUUUGCAAUGCUUGUGGGAUCAAAUACAGGAAAAGAAAGAAGGCUCUUCUUGGUUUGGGCAAGGAGAGAAUAGAGAUGAGUAAAAGAGAAAAUGGGAUGGAAAUGCUAUUGCGGAGAAAACUGUUAGGAGAAGAAGAAAAAGCUGCUAUGCUCUUGAUGGCUCUGUCUUGUGGCUCUGUUCAUGCAUGGAAUAGAGGCAAAAUCUAGAAAAAUUGAAAUAGAAAAUCAAUCAGCCCUUCUUUUUGGCUAGCCAAUAAGAACCCUUUCUAGUUUCUUUUUUUUUUUUUUUAAUUUGUUUUGCAUUUUUUUUGUCAUUUUUUUAGAACCUUAGAGGCAGGAUUCAAAUUUCAUACAAUUAAAUUUAAUUCAAAAAAUCUCUAAUAUAGAAAGAGUGAUAAUUAGACUACAAGG